Candidula unifasciata is the source of this 769-nucleotide messenger RNA. The record is from the annotation of a GenBank genome assembly. NCBI's taxonomy places the organism in Eukaryota, Metazoa, Mollusca, Gastropoda, Stylommatophora, Geomitridae.
AUGGACAACGACAUAAAUGCGUGUCAUGAUAUGAAUGGAGAAGCCAAAUUUGCAUCAGAAGACAAACGCGAUUCAACCAUGAGAAAAAUUAAUCUUCAGAGGAUUCGUGAUCAUGCACAGCAAUUAAAGGCAGACCUGUUAGACAGCAUGAACACACAACUAGAGGAAUUGUUGGAUGGUUUCGUGUCAACUGUGGAGCAGAUAGAAGUGGGAGAUGAUACAGAUGACAUCCAGAGGGCAGCAAACAAGCGGAAAAAGAAAGGUGAACUUCCAGACAAAGUUUUUGUGACAAGGCGCUCUGUUCUAACAGAGUUGUUUGAGAUUAGCCAUAUACAAACCAUCUACCACAUCUUUGUGGCCAUCUUGAUUGUGUUUAGCCUGAACACAAUUCUGUUUGAUGUUCUCGAGAAAGGAACAUUUAGCUUAAACUUUGAGAUGAUCCAGUGGGCUUUUGGGAAAUUCCCAAAGGUCAUGGCCAUGUGGGUGGUUAUGCAGAUGAGUACGCUGUUGAUAGUGUAUCCAGCGCUCUACUACUACGCCACAUACAGAAAACCUGGGAAUUCAGGUCUGCUAGACAUUGUAUGGAUAUGUCUGGUGAUAAUUUACCAGCUGGCCUUUCUGUUCAUUCCUCUCAUAUACCUUAUUGAGCAUGAGCUACCUCCAGCAUCUUCUGUCAUCAUCACCACGGAGCAGAUUCGUCUCAUUAUGAAAACACAUGCAUUUAUCCGAGAGAAUACAGCCAGGGUGAUGUAUAGGAAAAAGGAUGAUG